Molecule: messenger RNA, 599 nt
Organism: Racocetra fulgida
Lineage: Eukaryota; Fungi; Glomeromycota; Glomeromycetes; Diversisporales; Gigasporaceae
Source: the annotation of a GenBank genome assembly
GAAUAUACAAGUGCGAAAAAUGCGCGAGAAAAAACAAAAAUUGUUUAGUUCAAUGUAUUGAUUGUUAUAAAAACAAUCUUCCAUUUUCCGAAGAAUGCAAAAACUGUAAAGUGGUUAUUGACGCUAAUUUUAUUGUUGAAAAUGGCCGAAUAUAUGUUCACACAAGUAAUGGAACCAAGGCGGAAGUAGAACAAGGUCAUUUUCGCACUAAAAUUUACAAUAAUAUUUGUACAGAAAAGCUUGAGGCUCUUCUAAAAUUAUUGCCGAAUGAAAAUAAUAUUCCCAAUUCUACCAUAAGGCAUGAUCAACCUUCUGUGUCGACUGUCAUCGAUCCUGUUCCCAUUAAUCCAGUUCCUGAACGAAAUUAUUCUAACGCUGUAAACUUCUACGAACCUCAAUAUUUAUCACCUGUCCAACUCUAUGAAUCUCCUGGCGAGAACUAUGUUCGUAACUUCUUUUUAAAUGAAUUUCCUGAUGAUAAUUCUGCUCUUUAUUCUCCUUUUUUUUAUGAAUUUCCUGGUGAUAAUUUCGUUCUUUGUUUGCCUUUUUUUUAUGAAUUUUCUGACCAUGACUUCAUUUCUGACUCAUUCUUUCUAUGA